AUGUCACAGCGAGAAUUUAAAGGUUGGGAAACUGAAUUGAGCCCUGAAUGCUUCAAUCUACUUUCAAUUCUAACUUUCCGUCGGAGUAAAAGUGACUUCUCAUUCGAUAAGUCGAUCGAGCAUACUGCGAUAUCCACGUUUGCCUCGUAUGUUGCAAAAAUCUCAAAGGACGAAGAAUGGAUAAAGGCCGCUUCUACUCUCAGUGGAGCGUUGAAAGAAACGGAGGUAAACGAGGCUAUUAAACAAAAGGAAAUGGAGAUAGAACUGGCAACGGUACAAUUUGCUGCUGAUAAUUUCAAAACGGGAAACGAUGUACACAUGAUCCAGAACAGAUCACGAACAGAAUAUGUGUCGAACUUGCAUGCUCGCAAACGAUUACAUUCCGAGUUUUCAGAAUAUGAACAAAAUGAUGAAGGAUUGUCGGGGUUAUCAACACCGCCAAAUAAAAUCAGAAUCAGUAGCACGGACGUGGUAGAAACUGAUAAUUCAACAUAUAGUGACGAGUCCUCUCCUAUUCCCCUUACGGAUACUUCUUCGCAACAAUCUGAUACAAAUAUAAGAAAACUGGCAUCAUCUUUAACUGAAGUACAAAUAGCCAAAGUUCCGAAGCCAAGAAAAUACAUUGAUCGUGACAUUGCAAACGAAGUCCUAAAUAUGUAUCAGACGAGUGUCCUGCCGGGUGAAAAACUUAUGUUUAAUGGUGUAAAUAUAUUGGAUUCCGCGUUUUUAGAGAUGAAGCAGAUGAAGAAAACCGAAAUGGCAAAGAGUCCACUUAACAUUCGUGUCAUUAAUUUUCACAACCUCGAUUGUACGAGAUAUAUACCCCAUAACUACAUCAACUACAUCGCAGAUCAACUCCAGGACCAGAAUAGUGAGGCUGUCAAUUUCGCUUAUGGGAAAAAAAUCGAUAAAUUCAUUGUGGACUGUGAUGAACAGGUUCUGAACUAUCUGGAUAAAUUUUACGAAGUGGGUGAUUUGGAGACUUUAGGAAAGUGUUUGACUGAAAAUCAUAUAGAUAUUUCCACUGCAUCAAACGAUCUUAUCUAUGUUCAGAACCUAUUUCAUCACUUUUUCUUUCUGUUUAAGAACGACUUUUUAACUCAAAAUAUGUCAGAGUAUGAGUUUAACUCUUAUAUUUGGACGCCAUUAUUGAGGAACGCGUUUCUAGGAAAAAGUGAUCUUAAGCUAAACUAUGGGGAAUUGGCACCUAGAUCGUACGAAAAACUAAAAGGACUUUUAGACAUUGGUGGCCGUAGUGCACCAAAACUAGACGGAAAAGGCUUUCUUAAGUCUUUGGGAACCGAAAUCUUAGCUCAGGAGGACGGUGUCCUAGAUACGAGGGGUAAAAGAAAAGGCGACUUACAAAAAUUAGAAUAUUGUUCAAAAAUUAUAUUAACAGCUCUGUUUAUUGCGUUACCUUCUUCCGCUAAAGUCAGUGUUACAAACAUCGAGACAUAUAGCAUACAAUCGAACGGAUUUCGUUUGACAAUCUCGGCUUCAAAGUAUCUGUUCGAAGAUAUUAUUAUAACGAUGGACCUGCAAGAUGUGGAAGUUCCGAGGACUAUUAAGGGGUUUUCAAAUCUAGUAAUGGCCGUAAAAGUAAUCUUAUCUUGGAAGGCACGUACUAGAAGAAAUACGAUGGCGUUCUACGAAGCAUUAAAGAUAGGUCAUAAGCGUAUAACAAAUGGUGUUAAGUUUUCACCAAAAAAAAUAUCUUUAAGACAGGAUCAGGAUUCUGCAUCUAGUCUGUAA
This is a messenger RNA of Funneliformis caledonium, 1752 nucleotides long. The record is from the annotation of a GenBank genome assembly. Lineage: Eukaryota; Fungi; Glomeromycota; Glomeromycetes; Glomerales; Glomeraceae.